UUAUCAGCACAGUUCUUCACUCUGUGCGCUGCGUGUCGCCGUCGUCGCCGCCACAUUGCUGCUGUUUGAUGAGUAAAUGUUAAAUUCUUGUUAAAGGAUUAUAGAGAAGGAGGUGGUGGUGGUGGUGUUAGAGGGUUGCUGGUAUUAUAGGGGUUGGUGGUGGGGGGAGCAGGCGGGCGGCUCCGCUACAGUCGAGCGACGGAAUUUUGUAAUAAAGAGAGCAAAUGGUAAACAUUGUGUCCCCGUCUGUCUUAGCAUAACGCGGUAAUUAAUAAUAGAUUACAUUAAUUAGGGGGGGUCCGGGAUCGGACCCGGCGGCGUGUGCGGUGGUGGUGGUGGCGCUGGGUGUUCGGGGGAGAGGGGGAGAGAAACGUAAAGACGACAGCGAGGACGGCGGAGUUUUAAGAGAAAAAUGAAAAGACGAUAAAAGUUAAAGAUAGCGAAUUAAGAGUACAGUGCGAGUACAGUUUUAGUGUUUGUUCUUCGAGGCCUAGACGAUGCGAGGGCCGGCGAGACCACGGACUUGCCUGGACGAGCCCCCGGGCUUAGCGAGCGCCGCCCCGGCAGCGCCUCCACGCCGGGCUGCCCACCUCGGGGCUCGAGAUAAACAAGUAAAUAAAAUUAAUAUUAAUACGAAAUAUAACAGCAACAUUACAUAACAAUACUGGCCUUAGUUAUUGGUCAAAGUCUAAACUACAGCAAGUACCAAGGGGAGCUACAGCUGCCGGGGACUCGUGGCACAAUGGAAGAGCUGCACAGCCUGGACCCCCGACGGCAGGAGCUGCUGGAAGCCAGGUUUAUGGGAGGAGCGUUUAAGACUCCACCAUCAAACAGCGAAGCAUCCAACCAAAGCAUUGGGAGUCAUGGAUCUCUUAGUGACAAAGAGACUGAGCAAACUCCUGAAAAAAAGGCAACAGAUAUCAGAGUGCGAAAACGUAAAGCAGAUGGCCAGACUGAUCCCAGUCAAAGUAAUUGGAAUGUUAAAGGCUGCUCUAAAGGACCCAAAAUUAGUGACUAUUUUGAGUUUGCUGCCGGAAUAGUGCCCGGCAUCAGCCCAACAUGGGGUGCGAUUCCUUUACCUAGGACACCCUCCCAGCUUUCCCUCUCACAGCCAUCAUUUAUGACCCAAGGCAGUCCACCUUCGGCUGGUGCUUUGGGCACAGAGCAUUCCCCUGUAAAGCUUGGACACUCUCCGGUCACGAUGGUACACAAAAACAACCAGACUGAAAUCACCUUGGAGAAGAUAAAGAUGUUGGAAAAUAACCAGAGCUCAGAUUUGGAAAAAAAGGAGGGGAGAAUCGAUGACCUGCUCAGGGCGAACUGUGACUUGAGGCGGCAGAUCGAAGAGCAACAGAAGCUGCUUGAAAAGUUCAAGGAGAGGCUGAACAAAUGUGUGACUAUGAGCAAGAAACUGCUAGUUGAAAAAUCUGAGCAGGAGAAGCAAGCAUGCAGGGAGAAAAGUAUGCAGGACCGACUGAGGCUUGGCCACUUUGUCACCGUCCGACAUGGGGCCACCUUCACCGAGCAGUGGACAGACGGCUCAGCCUUCCAGAACCUCAUCAAGCAACAAGAGUGGGUGAACCAGCAGCGGGAAGACAUUGAACGGCAGCGGAAGUUGCUGGCCAAGCGAAAACCGCCGAUGGCUGCUCACAUGACCAGCCCAGCUUCUGCUGCGGAACAGAAGCAGCGCAAGAACAAGGCAGUCAAUGGUGCCGACGACAACUUCGUAAAGCCAAGCGUACCACCGACGUUAACGGUAGCUGAGUACCAUGAGCAAGAAGAAAUUUUAAAGCUCAGAUUAGGACAUCUUAAAAAGGAGGAGGCCGAGAUCCAGGCAGAGCUAGAAAGGCUGGAACGUACGAGGAACCUGCACAUACGUGAGCUCAAGCGGAUUCACAAUGAGGACAACUCGCAGUUUAAAGAUCACCCAACGUUGAAUGACAGAUACCUCCUGCUUCAUCUAUUGGGGAGGGGAGGGUUCAGUGAAGUGUACAAAGCUUUUGACUUGCAAGAACAGAGGUAUGUGGCCGUGAAGAUCCACCAGCUUAACAAAAACUGGAGAGAUGAGAAAAAGGAGAACUACCACAAGCACGCGUGUCGGGAGUACAGAAUACACAAGGAACUGGAUCAUCCACGAAUAGUAAAGCUCUACGAUUACUUCUCUCUCGACACCGAUUCGUUUUGUACAGUGCUGGAAUACAUCCAUGGGAAUGACCUGGACUUCUACUUGAAGCAGCACAAGCUGAUGUCGGAGAAAGAGGCACGCUCGAUCAUUAUGCAGAUCGUGAGUGCCCUCAAGUACCUGAACGAGAUCAAGCCACCCAUCAUACACUACGACCUCAAGCCAGGCAACAUCCUGCUGGUGGAUGGAAAAUCUUGUGGUGAAAUCAAGAUCACCGACUUUGGGCUAUCCAAGAUCAUGGAUGAUGAAAACUACAACGCUGUGGACGGCAUGGAUCUGACCUCUCAGGGGGCAGGAACCUACUGGUACUUGCCUCCAGAAUGUUUCGUAGUUGGGAAGGAGCCACCAAAGAUCUCAAACAAGGUGGAUGUGUGGUCUGUUGGCGUCAUCUUCUACCAGUGCCUUUAUGGGCGAAAGCCUUUUGGGCACAACCAGUCUCAACAAGACAUCCUUCAGGAGAAAACCAUCCUGAGAGCUACAGAGGUGCAGUUUCCCGUCAAGCCCGUCGCCUCAAAUGAGGCCAAGGCAUUCAUUCGUCGCUGCCUGGCCUACCGCAAGGAGGACCGCAUCCAUGUACAGCAGCUGGCCAGCGACUUGUACCUCAUGCCUCACAUCCGCAAGUCUCCUGCGAACACCAAUACACAUACGCCCAACUCCUCUGCCUCUGCUACUGCAUCGCCCAACAGCAACUCCAACUAGUCAGCUUGGUGGCACACACUGCCCACAGCAACGGGACGAAGGGGUCGGGGGGGGGGAGGUCUGUGCUCUACGGAGACCCGAAGCUUGAUGGAUUCAGUGGCUGUGGGCAUGAGAAAUAACAUCUCCGUUGACUUCUUAAGAGGAGCGGUGAUGCUGCGGAGGUGGACACUGACCCUACAAUGUGUUUUUGGGCAUUGUUUAGCCUGGUGUCCAGGCCACACGUUUUUUUAGGGCUGGGAGUCGUCGAAACCCGAAGUUCAGCCAUAAUGCCUCACCGUCUCCUGAACUGUUAUCGAGAAAAGGGAGAUGCUCAAGUGCUUGGGCGCCCGAGUUAAGGUUUACUUCACGGAGUGAAAAAAACUUACAGAGCUGCCAUUCGUCUUUCGCUACCUGUCAUCCAUUUUUGAAACUGAUCUGGGGAAGACUUGAAGCUUUACUGAGAGGAUAAGUUCUUGUGUACAUACAUGUAUAAAUUUUAGAACGAUGAAGGUCUUUGUUGGAAAGUUGAUGGGCCGUGCAAGUUCGUGAGUGUUUGUUGAGCGAUGUGAAAUAUAAAGUUAGAGGUCGUUGAAUAAUGUUGCACAUGCAUGACUGAUUUUUUUUUGGUGCAAAAAAAUGUAGUUUACUUAUCUCUGUAAUGAACAUAAAAAUUUUAAAAAUAAUCUAAUAUGACUACCACUGGCAUUGGUAAAGUGAGUUGAAGUGCAGAAUUAAAAUUAUUUUAAAAAAAUACUUGAAAAGUUCAGUGAAGUUGCCCUUGUGUGGGAGUGUGAUUAGGGAUUGUGUAAUUGUUAAAAUUGUUUUGAAAUUGUUAUACAUGUACAUAAUCCAAUGCUUUUAGUCUGUAAAGAUGAUGCCACCAUCUCUUUUUUUACUUAUGCAGUGUAUGAAUGACCCCUGGGUGCUGAGCACUUUAUACUCCAUGUAACCUUAACUUUGGUUUAUGCAGAUCGGUUAUUGUAUGGCAUUGCAUUUUACACAAGAAAUUAUUUAACAACCUAUUAGAAUGGACAAUUUAUAAUUUUCAUGAGUGCCAUUCCUAUAUCCUUUAAUAAAUAAAAUGCCACCAUAUUAAGUACUGUUACAUGACCAUUACAUUUCUAUCGGGUGCUUUAAAACCUCAGUUAAGGUAGGAGUAUUGAGUUGAGUGAUGUGAAGUGCAUGUGGGGUGAAUUGCGUGGCUUUUUAUAAUAGUCUACUACCAACAAUGCCCUAGUCUACAGUCUCUUCAGUCAAUACAAGUUGAAAUAAAGAUUUACUGCAACGAAAUUAAAAUGGCAGAGCUUGGCUCUUUAGUGUGUGCUGUGUGGAUUCUGACGUGUGUAGUAUUGAGGUGUGGUUACAAUUGAUGAGUUGCCCACUUUAAAACAAUGUUUUCUGUUCAAAAUGUAAGCUGUCUCUUUAAACACAACUAUUCACAGUAAGCAUAGAACACUAAUCAAUGUAGGGUAUUGUGUAUUGUGUAAAAUGUGCAAAUGAAAAAAAAAUGGUUUACAUAAAGUAUAAUGAUAAAGCAUCAAGCAGGACAGUAUUUUAGUUGUAGAGAUAUUUUUUUAUAUUGUUACUAAUUCUCCACAACGACACUGAUUGUUUUGUUAUAUUCACAUCAGAGGGGUUGCUUGGGUUACUAAAAAAAACGUUUCGGUUGAAUGGUUCAUCUAUUGCAUUGGAGACUUGUUAUCAUACAAAGUAUGUCUGCUAUGUUGCUUGGAUACCUUGGCAAUGUGAAGUAAAAAAUAUAUUUGUAGCAUUCAACCCCCUGUUGUAUUCCUACUUUUAGAUUACAGUGUAAAAGUAUGAUCAUCAAUGGUUUGCUUUUGUAUGUUGUCAUGCGACAAAAUUGAGACAUUAUUCCAGCAGCUAAAAAUAAACAAUUACAAACUCAAAUCUCCAGGGUUAAAUAAGUGUCCACCUCGUCAUGAACUUCACGGAUUCAUGUUAAAUUAUGAAUUAUUUGCAUCUCAAUUGGGAACGCUUUAUGUGGUAACUGAAUGUUCAUUCAUAUGCAGUUCUGUAGUGCUAAAGUACUUUUUUGUGGAUCGGAGAUCUAAACGAGUACAAUAGUGGUCAUCUGGUCUUGCACAGAUAGCUGGCUUCAUUCACUUAAAGCAGUGGUUCUUAACCUGGGAUGCACGCACCUAGGGGUACAAGUUGCCCUUUCAGGGGGUGCCAGACAUGCCAGAUUUCUUUCGAAGGUAAAUCAUCAAACAUGAAUUCAGCAUGGGCACGUAUGUACAGCUUCUUUUGUUUCAUUAAACAUUUUUUUUUAAGUUUUAACAUGUGCGAACCAAAGGGGUGCAAGGCUGCAGUAAAGGUUAAGAACCACCGGAUUAAAGGAUCAAUCUAGGAGUAAGUUCCACCAGGAAUACAUCUGAUAAGCACGUGCUUGCAUUGCUGUCAACAUUUUUAAGACGUUACUCAGCUUACGAUUGCUUCCCCAAUGACUUAAAUUCCAUUAAUAUGCGCCGUUGGAUCAUCAUGUUUGUUCAUUUUCAUAAUCGGAACUUAACGUUCACCCAAAAUCUCUCCUACAAUUGUUUCAUUUGUGUGGCCUCGUAUUCAUCAUUCGCCUCUUCUGUGCUGUCAUUCGUAUUGUUCACCUCACUUGAACUGCCUCCUGUGUCUUAUCUUGUGUGGUUUGCUUAAAUCAUAAAAUACGAUUCGUGCAUGUAUCAAGGGCAUAUGAAUCGAUUUUAAUUGAUGUAAGUUGACCCCGCACCACUCUUACGGCAUUGCAUUCAGGCGCGUUAUACCGUAUUGUAUUUUUAUUAUGUGCCAGUACGUGAUAAAGAAUCUCACCAAAGGAUAUUUUUACUUGUGUUAAUUAGUAAAGGGAAUUGUGAGGUUAAGUACCACUAGAAUGAAAAUGAACCCAUUUGACGUUUUCAUCCUUCCCGAGUGCCACGGUGCUAAUGGAACAUUUUUGCAACAGCAAAAUAAACAAGUAGACAUAUCUCCGUCAUAUAUCUAUCUUUCCACCAAAUAUAAAAGUAUUUAACACGUCCCAUAAACUACAAGACAGGAGUGCAUCACUUGUAUUUUGUGUUAUGUGUCGUAUCAUUUAGCGUUGAAUUAGGACCCAUAUUUAUAAUUUAUGGAAAUUUACCAGCAUUGGUUCAAGCAACCCAUCUGGUGAGACAUCCAAACCGGUCUAUUUUGUUUGUAAUAAACCAAUGUUGCUGAAAUUAUGCACUCCCAGAAGCUCUUAUGGUUAACGCAAAGUGUAAAAUAUGUUUUUAUCACUCGGACGUCCUUUGGACGUGACUGUCCGUACCUCCCCCCAACCAGCCAGCAAAACUUGUUUUGUAGUACGGUCCUGUAUGGGACUGAAUAUGAAAGUGUGACAGCGUAUCCAGCG
Molecule: messenger RNA, 6239 nt
Organism: Lethenteron reissneri (Far Eastern brook lamprey)
Lineage: Eukaryota; Metazoa; Chordata; Hyperoartia; Petromyzontiformes; Petromyzontidae
Product: serine/threonine-protein kinase tousled-like 2
Biological process (GO): chromosome segregation; peptidyl-serine phosphorylation; intracellular signal transduction
Cellular component (GO): nucleus
Molecular function (GO): protein serine/threonine kinase activity; ATP binding
Source: RefSeq, a predicted model, not a curated record